Messenger RNA from Closterium sp. Naga37s-1, 3744 nucleotides. The record is from the annotation of a GenBank genome assembly. NCBI's taxonomy places the organism in Eukaryota, Viridiplantae, Streptophyta, Zygnematophyceae, Desmidiales, Closteriaceae.
AUGCGUGCAUCAAUUAUCUACCUUAAAAAAUCCCUCCUCCCUUUCUCCUCAUCUCUGCAGGCACUGGACUGGGCGCACACACACAGCAUCCGCGUUAUAGUGUGCUUGCAUGCAGCCCCCGGGUCGCAGAACGGGUGGGAGCACAGCGCGAGUCGAGACGGCAUUCCCAUGUGGGGCAAGCCUGGCACGCCCUACAUGGAUGAGACGGUCGACGCCGUCCGCUUCCUCGUGCAGCGGUACGCCUCACACCCAGCGUUUGCAGGGCUAGAGCCAAUCAACGAGCCGAGGGCCGACGCAGUGUCAUUCGACGACCUCGCACGCUACUACGAGCGGUGCUAUGCGGUGCUGAGGGAGCACUCGCCCUCCGCCUACUUUGUCAUUUCUGGAAGAAUCUUUGCUAACGAGAGAGAGUGGGAUGACUUUAUGACAAGUGCGCAGUACACGAAUGUGAUCUACGACGCGCACUGGUAUCAGGUGCACGACCAUGCGGAGUUUGGGUCCCAGUCAGUGGACUUCAAUCUGCAGUACCCCUCGAAGCAGCGCGCUGCUGCUCUCAGCCUGCUGGAACGAGGCCAGCGACUCGUGUUCGUGGAUUCGGAGGUUCUUCAACAGGAGAAACCGCAACAGCAACUGCAGCAGCAGCAGCUGCAGCAACAACAGCAGCAGCAGCAGCGGCUGGAGCAACGGCUUUCACAUGACCCGACGAAAGGCACCAAGCCAGCCAUUUCAGCAUCUCAACGUCUCGCGGAGAACGCCAAUCGGCUGCACGAUCUUCUCCUGCAGCUCUCCACAGCCCAGACCCUUGACGAGAAAGACGCAAUCCUGAGCGCCGACCCGCGGGUGCGCGCCGUCUUCCCCCAGCAAGGCUCCUCCCUUGGAAAAUUCGUCAAGCCUGCUGUUUCGAUGGCUUUGGAUUGUUGCACUGCGGAGGAGAUUUACCUGAUCAAGUGCCUGGUGGCUUCCGGGCAAGGGCAUUUGCUGGACACUCCGGUUGCCUGGGCUGAAGGGCUGGACUCGAUCUGGGAAAAGGCACAUUACCAGAGCAGUGCCAAGGCGGGGUCAGGAGGAGUGAAGGGAGCCUUUUCCAUGCUCGCCUCCAUGAUCGACGGCUGGGACACGCAGCUAGACACCCCGCGUUCUGCGCUCCCCGCACUCCUCGCGGGAUUCGACAACCCGAGCGUGUUCCCCGCUCCGCUUAUGGACCUCAUCGACUGGGAGGACCGCCGAUCGGCGCACGGCCCUUCAGAUGCUACCAGUGGAAAUGCAGCUAGCUCUGGAGGGAAAGGUGAAGCGGAGCCGUUGUCGCUGUCGUCGACGCUGUUCGCGCAGCUGAAGGAAGGGCUGGAGUAUCCGAGCGUGUUCGGCGCUCCGCUGUUGGACCUGGUAGAUUGGGAGCGGCAGUGGCACUCAGAUGAUGACCUGGCUAGUGAUCCGGAGUUUGCCUCCCAGGCAGCGUUUUGGGGCCUUGAGGGGCUGCCUGCAAUGGCGGAGAUCUACCCCUUGGGGGGGGCGGGGGACAGGCUAGGACUGGUGGACGAGGCAACAGGCGAGAGCCUGCCAGUGGCGAUGCUGCCGUACUGCGGCCGCACGCUGCUGCACGGGCUACUGAGAGACCUGGAGGCACGGGAGUAUCUGCAUUUGCGCGUGUUUGGCGAGCAGCACGUGACGCCAGUGGCCAUCAUGACCAGCGCAGCCAAGAAGAACCACCAGAGGGUGCUGGCUCUCCUGCAGCAGCACAACUGGUUUGGGCGCGGCGAGCACAACUUCCGGCUCUUUCAACAGCCGCUGGUGCCAACAGUGGCAGCAGAGGAUGGCAGGUGGCUGGCCAUCGGCCCUCUCUCGCCCGUGCUCAAGCCAGGCGGCCACGGAGUCAUCUGGAAGCUCGCAGCCGACGAGGGCGUGUUUGACUGGCUGCGCUCCAAGGGCCGCAAGGCAGCAGUCAUCAGGCAGAUCAGCAAUCCUUUGGCAGCAACUGACAUGACUCUCCUGGCGCUCUCUGGCGUUGGUCUGCAUGGCAACAAGAAAUUUGGCUUUGCCUCCUGUGACCGCAACGUGGGCACAGCAGAGGGCGUGAACGUGCUCGCAGAGCAGCAGCAGGCAAACUCUUUACCCUCCUUCUCCUCUCCCUCCUCCUUCCCCAACCCCUAUUUCACAGAUAUUUGGCUUUGCAUCGUGCGAUCGCAAUGUGGGCACAGCGGAGGGUGUGAAUGUGCUAGCAGAGCAGCAGCAGGCGGACCCAUCCCUCCUCUACCUCCUUUCUCCUCCCCUCUCUCUGCCACACAGAAAUUCGGGUUUGCAUCGUGCGAUCGCAAUGUUGGCACAGCGGAGGGCGUGAACGUGCUGGCAGAGCAGCAGCAGGCGGACGGGUCGUGGGCGUACGGGCUGACAUGCAUCGAGUACACCGAGUUUGAGAAGCUCGGCAUCAGCGACGCGCCUGUGGCUCCUGGAAGCAGCAAGUCGAAAUACCCCGCCAACACCAACGUUCUCUUUGCCGAUCUGCACGCUGUGGAAGCAGCUGUUCUUGGGGUGACUGCUGGUGAGGCUGGUGAAGGGGAGGAGCAGCAGCGUCAGCAGCAGCAAGAGCAGCAGCAGCCGUGCUACUGCUAUGGGCACACUCAGAGCAUCCGAGGAGGCCGCCUGGAAUGCACGAUGCAGAACAUAGCGGAUCUCCUCGUCACCUCCCUCCCAUACCGCCUGCCUCUCGACACCGACACUACUGCUGCCGCCUCUUCAGUUUCUCCAACUCACAAUAAUGAAGCCACUGUUCAGGAGGGCAGGGAGGGGAGGGGUGGAGCACAGGUGCAGGGCGAACGGGGUUCUAUGGUGGACAGUGGGGCAGGGGAAGAAGACAAUGCAGCAGAGGAGAGCAAGAGACAGGUGCAAGCGGUGCUGGACACGUUUCUGGUGUACAACGACCGCCGCAAAGUCACCUCCUCCGCCAAGCGCCGGCGCAAGCCAACAGACACGUCGCUCCAUCAGGUAUGGCUGGAUUCAGGCAGUGGGGCAGAGGGUAGUGAGGCAGUGGGGCUGUGGGACAGACAGAGCACAGCAAGCAUCAGCUACAGGCGGUGCUGGAUACACGGCUCCUUCCUGGAUCUGAACCGCAACUCGCUGGAGCUCUUUUCCUCCUGUGGUGUUGCCAUGCCACAUAUGCACAGCGAUCACAAGCGCUACGUGGACUCAUCUCCACCGUUCAUCUUCCUCUUCCAUCCUGCCCUCGGGCCACUUUGGAGCAUCAUCCGGCAAAAGGUGCAGGGGGGCUCUGUGGCGCCGCACUCUGAAGUGAAGCUUGAGAUUGCUGAGCUUGCGUGGUCUGACGUGCAUGUAUCUGGAAGCUUGUUGAUCGAAGCCGAUGCAGUCACAGGCUCUCUGGACCCCCAACUCGGUACCACACAGCUAGGCCAAGGCUGUGGUCGGUGCCAGUUACACAACGUGACGGUUACCAACAGGGGAGUCGACUGGGAUAACGGGGCAAACGUUUACUGGCAGGACCGGGUGCAGAGGAAGGAGGCGUUGAGAGUGGUGCUGCGCGGUGAUGCGGAGUUCGAGGCGAGGGACGUGGCGAUUGUGGGCGAUCAUGUGUUUGACGUACCAGAGGGGCACCGCAUGGUCGUGUUUGCGUCAGAUACAGGAGCCAUGCAAACAAGGCUGGAGAAGCUUCCUGGCAGGAGGCCUACCUGGGAGUGGCAGUACUCUGUGGGCGACCAUGGUUCGCUCCAGCUCACCCUCGUUGAGAAGCCUUAG